CCCAUGUUAAUCAUAUCAAUGACAUCAAACACGAUAAUCGGGCUGAUAAUUUGGAAUGGGUAACUCCCAAAGAAAGUGCCGAACGUAGGGUAUUUCCAAAUCACAGCCGUAUCGGAUCCAGAAAAAUUGUGCAGAAAACGUUAAACGGAAAUGUUGUUCAGGUUUGGGAUUCUAUUCACCUCGCCAGUAGUACACUCAAAAUUUCAGAAUGUUGUAGUGGGAAGCAAAAAACUUCUGGUGUCUGGCGUUGGAUGUAUUAUGAAGAUUACAUAGAACUAGAUCUAAAUGAAGAAUGGAGAGAAAUAGAGCUCAAUUCACGAAAAUUCAGAGUUUCAUCUCUCGGAAGAAUUCAGUUAUCAAAUGGUGAAAUAACCCAAGGUUCAUUGCAUAUAGGUUAUCGAAAAAUCGCUCGAGAAGGAUAUCUUGUUCGUCGCUUGGUAGCAUUUUGUUACAAAGAAGGAAAAGAAUAUGUAAAUCAUAUUGACGAGAAUCCUACACAGAAAGAAAACACCCAACAUGCCUGUACGUCUUGGGCUUCGUAA
Molecule: messenger RNA, 542 nt
Organism: Acaulospora colombiana
Lineage: Eukaryota; Fungi; Glomeromycota; Glomeromycetes; Diversisporales; Acaulosporaceae
Source: the annotation of a GenBank genome assembly